UUUAUCUGUGAACUUAAUCACUUCGUGGGACGCUUCGCGCCGUAUAAUUUAUUUUUUCGUAUUAUUUCUUUAUAUUUAUCACUAAUAAGUGAGGAAAUUUCGUGGUUGUGGGCCAAGUGUAAACAUCAACCAGUUUCUCACAAAUUUCGCGCUUUAGUUCGAGACAAUGUCUGGUAUAGCAAGUGCACGUUUGGCUGAGGAAAGAAAAGCCUGGCGCAAGGACCAUCCCUUUGGUUUCGUCGCUCGACCUAUGAAAAAUCCUGAUGGAUCGUUAAAUCUCAUGACCUGGGAAUGUGCGAUUCCUGGAAAGAAGGGGACGCCCUGGGAAGGAGGUUUAUAUAAACUGCGUAUGAUUUUCAAAGAUGACUACCCUUCAAGUCCACCGAAAUGCAAAUUUGAACCUCCACUUUUCCAUCCCAAUGUGUAUCCUUCUGGGACGGUCUGCCUUUCACUAUUAGAUGAAGAAAAAGAUUGGCGUCCAGCAAUCACAAUAAAACAGAUUCUCCUUGGAAUUCAAGAUCUACUCAAUGAACCAAAUGUAAAAGAUCCAGCACAGGCUGAGGCUUACACAAUCUACUGUCAAAAUCGAUUAGAAUAUGACAAAAGAGUUCGAGCGCAGGCACGUGCGAUGGCUGCCACUGAGUGACACUGUUUAACAUCAAUACACAAUUGGACUAUUUGCUAUCAACAUGCUAUGUUGCAGAAAGCUACAUGUGAACACUUUGUAUUUGCAGCAGUCUCUAUUAGAAUUGGAUGUAAUUCAGAAACGUGCAAUCAAGAUUGGUACUUGUGAAAAUGGACUGAGUUAUUUCAUAUGCUGCCAUUGGUAUGCAAUAGCUUUCUGCAACAUUGCUAUGGAGCUAGUUCAUGAAGUGCUAUUGUUGAAAUAUUCAUUUUCGUCUAGUAUUACCUAUGAAUUGAGUAUGAAUGAUUCAACAGUACAUUUGAUUUUAUUAAUAUAGAGAUUCCAAUAAACAUUAAGCCAUUUGUUCUAAUUGCUGUUUACAUACUAGAAUUAAUGGUAACUCGU
Trichoplusia ni (cabbage looper) is the source of this 1030-nucleotide messenger RNA. RefSeq names its product SUMO-conjugating enzyme UBC9-A (gene lwr). Gene Ontology annotation, biological process: protein sumoylation. NCBI's taxonomy places the organism in Eukaryota, Metazoa, Arthropoda, Insecta, Lepidoptera, Noctuidae. The record is from RefSeq and is a predicted model, not a curated record. Bases 167 to 646 code for a protein of 159 amino acids. Gene Ontology annotation, molecular function: SUMO conjugating enzyme activity. The transcript has 4 exons. Gene Ontology annotation, cellular component: nucleus.